GUCGCACGGUGGUCAUCAUCUCUCGUGAUCUCGGCGUCGUGGGUGCUUCGUCGCUCCGGGACCCUCCUCCUCUCUGCUGCUUCUACUGCUCUGCCAUUCAUUUCAUCAGCUGGAUUUGUAAGCUCGGUUUAGGGUACCUGUUCUCAGAGGAGUUUUGAUUUUCGAUGGGGAUUGGUGACGAUUCUCGGAGGGAAGGGCAGGCAGGGUGUGUUUAGGCGGUUUUUCUGCAGAAUUUGACUUUCUGAUAGGUUUUGCAUGCGAAUUUGGUGCAAAACCCUAAAACCCUUUGCAGGUGGUGAAGAUUUGAACAGUGUCAUUCACACUACCUUCCAAUUGGAAAUGCGGUACUGAAUGUCGGUUGAUGUGAUGAAAGUGAACUGAUUUUGCGGCAAGAGAGCGUCGGAGACAGUUGGAUUUUCUGUGUGAUGCGGCUGGCUGGUUUCCGGAAGAACUGUUGAACAAAAGAAUGGGCUCUCCUUUAACAUGGGCGCGCUACUUCUUGACUAAAAUUAGGGUUUCCUUUGCGCAAAGUCUGAGGAGCUAUGAGGUAGGAGAUAUUAAGGAGAAGGAAAUUUACGAUCAUGUCUUUAAGAACGUACUUAAGGGGCGCCUAACUUUCAAGCAUAUGAUUAAAGGUACAGAAAUGACUCCCACAUUUGCGAGUCAAGGAGAGACAUUACUUAUUCGCUCUCUUCCGCGACCGAGUCCAAGAUCGGUGUUUGUGGGGGAUGUGGUGAUGCUGAAGGAUCCACAAAAUCCAGAAACAAAGUUAGUACGAAGAAUUGCAGCAUUGGAAGGAGAGGAGAUGGUUUCAUUGAGUGCUGAAGAUGAGCCUUUCAAGCUCGCUCCUGGAACAUGUUGGGUGCUUUGUGACAACGAGAGUAUAAGUCCCAAGAGUGUGGGCUUACAGGAAAGCAGGGAUAGUCGGAGUUUUGGACCUUUGCCUUUGAGUAACAUAGUCGGGAGGGCCAUUUACGGCACACGCUCUCCAGUUGACCAUGGUUUUGUGGUGAACAGUGAUGAUGCUAUGCAUGCUGAUUCACCAGUAUUGGCGGUUGAACUUGACGUUGAAGAACUGACAACCGAGAAGUGAUGUUUUGCAUUGGUGUGAGGGGUUAAUGACUGAUUUUAAGAUACCUUGUCCAGCAAGAAUUUUCACAUCUGUAGAGGCUCGGAGGUGAGAUGCAUGAAUCAUGAGGUGCUGCAUAUCGUAGGUGUAGGAUAUAACCAUACAGACUCUGGAGAGAACACCAUGUGGUUGCUUGCUGCCAUCAUCUUCGGCGGCCAUUAUCACAACUACGUCGGUAGUAUCUUUAAUCGUAUAAUUUUUCUUUCGAAAUCAGGUAGAAGACUGUCCCAUCAUUGGUGGAGUCAUCGUGCUCGAUAGGUGGACAGCCAUUCAAUGGUUGUGACGACCUAUCCUUGUACACGUUCAUGGUCACUUGGAUGCCUAAAUUUGAUGUAUUUUGCUGCUGCA
Physcomitrium patens is the source of this 1477-nucleotide messenger RNA. NCBI's taxonomy places the organism in Eukaryota, Viridiplantae, Streptophyta, Bryopsida, Funariales, Funariaceae. The record is from RefSeq and is a predicted model, not a curated record.